Messenger RNA from Cololabis saira (Pacific saury), 1810 nucleotides. RefSeq names its product lamina-associated polypeptide 2-like. Bases 157 to 1326 code for a protein of 389 amino acids. Gene Ontology annotation, molecular function: DNA binding. The transcript is spliced from 7 exons. The record is from RefSeq and is a predicted model, not a curated record. NCBI's taxonomy places the organism in Eukaryota, Metazoa, Chordata, Actinopteri, Beloniformes, Belonidae.
CGGGUCACAUUAGCAGACGGGAACACAUUUCUGCCGCGACACCUGCGCUUUCGCUUCGGUUUCUCGCUUCAGCAGGAAGUCGGAACACUCGUGUUUAGCUCCCCGGGGCCGCGCCGCCGCCGCAGUCCCGUCUCCCGUCCCUCCUCCUCCUGCACCAUGCCGGAGUACCUGGACGACCCGUCGGUGCUCACCAAGGACAAGCUGAAGAGCGAGCUGCUGGCCCACCACGUGGAGCUGCCCGCCGGCAACCCCACCAAGGACGUGUUCGUGCAGCUGUACCUCAAGAACCUGACGGCGCUGAACAAACACAAGCCCGCCCUAACUGCCGUCGCGCUGGACGCCUUCUCCAGCGACGAGGAGCUGCCGCCGCCCCCGGUGGUGGCGGCGGGCAGGAGCCGCUCCUCGGGCAGGAAAUCCACCAGGAAGACAGAGAAGGUCCAGCCCGACCCGGACGUGACGGCGUUCACUGACGAAGCUCUGAGGGAAGAGCUGCUGAAGCAGGGCGUGGACGUCGGCCCCAUCGUGGCCUCCACCCGUGGCCUCUACGAGAAGAAGCUGCAGAGGCUGCUGGACAGCGGUCCGGCAGCGCCGCCUCCCGCCGACGGCCCGGCCAACCACAACGGCAGCGCCGAGCCCGACGUCUACAGCGACAAGGAGGACGAAGUGACAUCAGUGCCAGAGCCGGAGCCAGUGACGGUACCAGAGCCAGAGCCAGAACCAGUUCCAGUGGUGGACAGACCCCUCAGGAGCAGAGCCAAGACCCCCGUCACCACCCGCACCCGCAGCAGCCAGCACCAAAAGGUGGAGAAGAUCACAGCCAGCGAGCCCACACCAAAGCCGGAGGAGAAGGACGUCCUGCAGGAGCUCUUCCCCAACGACGUGACGUCUCCAACGGGAUUCACCAUCACCUGUCGACGGCCCAUCCGCGGCGCGGCGGGCCGUCCCGUCAUCUACAGCGACCUGUGGAGCGCUGAGAACGGCCUGCUGUUCCCCAAGACCCCGGAGAGCAGCAGCUACUCGUCCACAGAGAGCCGCGCGGUGCACCGAGUGAGCAGCCAGCCGGCCCCACCGGCCCUGGCAGCGUCCCCCAUCAGCCCCUCCUCGCUGGCCUCCUCCCUGGCCACGGCGCGGCCGCUGGCUGCAGCGCCCCCCGCUGGCCAGAGCAGGGCGGCGCGGCGCGGCCUCUCCGUCUGGAUCAAGCUGUGCCUGCUGUGCGUGGUGGCCGUGUUCCUGUUCCUGGUGUAUCAGGCCAUGGAGACCAACUCCAUCGGCCCGUUCGCUGCCCAGGAGCCCGAGGCCGCCGCGGCCGGGGGGGCCACGGCAUAGAGGGACCCGGGGACCGGGCCCUCAGAGCCCACUUUUAAGUGUGAAUCAGCUUUGUAGCCUUCUUGUUACUCUUACCUCUGUUUUUGUUUUUAAAUCCUGUUUUUUUUAAUCCCUCAAUCAGCUUCCAGUGAAGAGAAGAGAAGCAACGUAGUCUUUUAUUUACUCGAGUAGAGUCAGAACUGUCUUCUGCUGGGCCACUAUGGACUUGAGACCACACACACACCUACACACACACACACACACACCCCCACACCUCCAGCUCCGUCUCCGGGGGCUCCACCCCUGCAGGACCACUCCACUCUUGUGUUUGGACCAUCUUUGUUAUCGACACAGGGAGGUUUGUUAUAAUCCAGGUGCUUUAAACUCACCGUAUUUUCUUAAUGUCUAAUUGUAAUAAAAAUAAAGUUCUGUCUAUUCUACUUAAUUAUGUAUUCACUGUCACAAAAACUGAAUAUCUACUCAAUAAAGUUGUUUGUUUAAAAAA